This is a messenger RNA of Caenorhabditis bovis, 1422 nucleotides long. NCBI's taxonomy places the organism in Eukaryota, Metazoa, Nematoda, Chromadorea, Rhabditida, Rhabditidae. The record is from the annotation of a GenBank genome assembly.
AUGAAGCUUUCAAACGACAAGUUUGAGUUAAUGUGCAUUUCGAUGCUCGGAUUGGGCCAGCUAUUCAUAAUGACCGGCAAUGAUUCACUGGCAUUCCUUCUGGAAUCUGUCGUCCACUCAAUCAACGAACGUGAGCCAGAUCGGAUCGAUGCGCACGCAGGAUACUAUGGACUUGCCGUCCUUUAUUUUUUCUACAAUCUCACAUGCCUAUUCUCGCCGUCAUUUUUGUACGCGACGAGCGCGAAAAUCACACUGUUCAUCUCAUCGGUGUUCUUCACAACUCUUCCCAUCGGAUUCCUGUACAUGAACAAAUACUACUUCUACUUCUCGUGCGCCCUCAAUGGCGUCGGAUUUGCGUUGUAUUAUUCGGGAAAUGGCGGCUAUCUGACGUCGCAUUCGAGCCGCAAAUCGAUCGAGUCGAACGCGUCGCUCUACUGGUCGUUGGCGAGCACUUGCAUGAUCGUUGGCUCCGCCAUCAUAUUCGUCAUCACCUAUUACACGGCUGGACGAGAAUUGCCGUCGGUUGGCGUCAACUCGACGGCUCUCGUUGAACACGAGAACGAGCGUCGGUUCAGCGACAACGAAAUAUAUUUGCUGUUCGGCGUGUUCACGGCUGUGUCGGUCCUCGGCAACAUCAUGUUCCUGUUGCUUCCGUCGCGCGAUAGCGAGAAUUGCAUUGAAAGCAGCCAGAAGACGGUCGCGUUCUCCGAUGGCCUUCAUCGUAUGUAUCGCGCGAUGCGAUCCCCAAAAAUGAUCAUUCUGAUUCCAAUGUUCCUCCUAAUCGGAGUGAACACCUCAUUCUGGGUGUCGAUCUAUCCAACAACACUGAUAUUCAACAAGUCCAAUCGUCAGUUGAUCUACCUUCAAGCGUUUUAUAGUUUCGGCGUUGGCUCGGGCGAACUUCUUAUGGGAGUUUUGAUUUCUCAAUUGAGCAAGAGAAUCAAAAAUUUUGGACUUCGCCCGACGUUCUUCAUCGGAUGCAUUUUCACACUUGCUUAUUGCUUCAUGGUGCUUCUCACGACGCCAAUCAGCUCGCCGAUCCAUCCAACCAGCGAGCCGCCUCUUCUAUUCCAACCGACGAACGGCAUCGUGAUUCUGAUCGGAAUUCUCGGAGGCAUGGGCGAUUGUUGCACGAGCAGUGUGCGGAGUGUCGUGUGCGCGAUCAACAUGCCGAAUCGGCGGGAUCAGGCGUUCGCGGUCUCCAAAUUCUUCCAGAGUUUCGGAACCGGCAUCAUGUUCUUCCUCAGUCCAUUUCUCAAUCUCUACUAUUACGUCAUCGGUGUGCCGAUUCUCUACAUCAUUGCCGGAUAUUGCUUCUACCACGAGUCCGCUCGAAUUCAGAAGCUUGAAAUGGCGGUGACGAUGGAAAUGGAGCAGAAGGAGCAGCAGAAGCGCGCGAAAGAAUACAAACAAUUUGAUUAA